UUCCUAUAUAUUGUCAUCUCUUCCCCAUGUUAUGUUGAUCUUCUUUGGUUUCGCAUCUGUCACUCUUUUGAUCCAAAUUUUUUUAUUGAACCUUAUAAUAUGGCAAACGCGUCUUCGUGCUGGUUUCCAGAUGGGCAAACGAAUGGAGCUUCCGGCUCGCCUGAAUUCGUACCCUGCAAUCCGUCUGCCGCUCAGAGUGCUUGCUGCGCCGUGGGAGAAACUUGUGUUGGGAAUAAUCUCUGCUUGAGUGGUAAUGGAUUGAUGUAUCGUGGGGGAUGUACGGAUAAGACGUUCAGCAAUGGCGCAUGUCCUUCGUUAUGUACAGAUGAUACUGGAAGGAAUGCUGGACCUCAGGAUAGCUGGAUAUUCAUGAAACCUUGUGAUGCAUCGACGGGAAAGUUACAAUGGGUGUGCGAUUUGGCAGCGGAUUGUACGAACUCGAGUCUGCGGUUCGAUUUAAUUGUUGGUGGGCCGCAGGAGGUCAAUAUCACUGGAACACUCAGCACUUCUUCUUCGACGACAUCACCUACCACAUCGACUUCCUCAUCCUUGCCAUCGAGCUCGAGUACGAAUGAUUGUACAAGUAAGAGAACAUCCUCCGUCGCCAUCGACGGAGUAGGAGCAGGAGUUGGUGCAUCGCUUGGCGUCUUGUUUUUACUCGCAUUAGUCUGGGGAUUUUGGGAACGACGGAAAAGGAUUAUGACUCCAUCAAUUCAGCAACAGCAGCAGCAACAACAGGAUUAUUCCACGAUUACUGCGACGGAAAACAAAUACCCAAUACCUCAGGAAGCGCCGGACAAUGUGGUGAGGUCAGAACUUGCACCUAUGCCGCCGCAGUAUGUGGUGCGGAAUGAGCUUGCUUAGACGUCCAUAUCACCAUUUUGUCAUUUUACUUCGCUUAUGAAUACCUAAUGUAUAAAAUGUCUUUGCGCAUGAGUUCGAAUUCUCCUUUCUUGUACAGUACUUGUCUGUCGAGGGAAAAG
Molecule: messenger RNA, 983 nt
Organism: Mollisia scopiformis
Lineage: Eukaryota; Fungi; Ascomycota; Leotiomycetes; Helotiales; Mollisiaceae
Exons: 2
Coding region: 100-864 (254 amino acids)
Source: RefSeq, a predicted model, not a curated record